AUGGAUCAACAAAAUAUAAAAGCUGAAAAAGAAGCUAGAAAGGCUUACAAAAGUGAAUUUGGGGAUAAUGCAAUAGAUAUCCAGAAAAUAAGCGAACUAUUUACAAAAAAUGAACAAUUAUUAAAUCAACCUAAGUCUAAAAAAAUAGUUCCUGAAAGAUCUGCAUUUAUACAUAUAAAUAGAGUAUAUAUAUCAGCAUUAUAUGUUUUGGACAAAAUUCUGUUAAAUAAAAAAUUUAAUUUAGUGGAUUACUUUGGAAUUGAAAAGUCUAUUAUAUCCUUUUUUGAACUGAUGAAAGAUUAUUUUUUAUUAUUCGACAUAUCAUUCGAAAUGAUUGCAAAUUGGCGUUAUGAUGAUAAUUUUGUUAAAAAAUUUGAGGAUAAUUUUUAUUCAAUUUCUAUGAAAUAUCAACCACUAGCUGAAAAUAAUAACGAAUUAAUUUUGCUCGGGCAUAAAUUUUUGGAAUUUUAUCGAAUUAAAGAAAAUAAUGUAUUAGAUAUUAUAGAAGAAGAUUUGGAAACAUCUUUAUAUUUUGUUUUAGAUUUGAAACAAAAGGAAGGAGAAAAAUUAUCUGUUGAUUAUGCAAUAAGUACAUAUUAUAAAUUAAUUAAAAUUAAUUUACUUAACGGAUAUUAUCUGGGUGUGAUAUAG
Molecule: messenger RNA, 651 nt
Organism: Meloidogyne enterolobii
Lineage: Eukaryota; Metazoa; Nematoda; Chromadorea; Rhabditida; Meloidogynidae
Source: the annotation of a GenBank genome assembly